Coffea arabica (coffee) is the source of this 1390-nucleotide messenger RNA. NCBI's taxonomy places the organism in Eukaryota, Viridiplantae, Streptophyta, Magnoliopsida, Gentianales, Rubiaceae. The record is from RefSeq and is a predicted model, not a curated record.
CCCUCUAUUUUUAAUGCGUUUGAAUAGAAAAUACCUGUCUUGAUCAGAACACUUUUUUUUUUCUAACAUUUUCUUGACGAAACCCAAGAAUUUGUCUUGAUCAGAACACUUAGGAGUUGUUUUUAAUGCGUUUGAAUAGAAAAAUGUCAAGUCGAGUUUUCUCGCAAGCCACUUGAUUCUUUUGUAACUCUGAUUGCAACAAUGUCAAUUACUAUAAGAUAACGAUCAAUGUGAAGUGGUUAUAUUAUUUAAAGUCGUACAUCCAGUCCAAGCAGUUGCUCCCAACUCGAGAAAAGGUUGACAGUGAAUUAAAAAGUGCACAUGCUAUUGUGUUUUUGUCUUGCAUUGAAUAGUAAUUCUAGUUAAUGGUCAUUAUAUUAAAUAUAAAGGCAACGAACGAAAUUUGACCCAAAAAGUUUAAAAGAACUAGCAUCUAUGUCCUUUUUUUUUUUUAAUCCAUUUUGCAUCAAGUUUCCAGGCAAUUAGGAGGUAAUUCAUCGCAAUGAUUUUGUACUCAUCACAAUACUAUCAGGUGGCAAAUUGGAUGGCUAGAAAAUGGUCGAUUAAGACAGUUGGACCAACUAUUUUGAAGGACAACAAACAUCACGGGGCUUGUCUAGUCGAGAUGAAGUCAGAUGCUUGCCUAAAAUGGUUGGACGAAAGAGAUUGUAGCUCAGUUAUUUAUGUAUCAUUAGGUAGCGUGGCUGUACUUGGAGAAGAACAAAUGGAAGAGCUUGCUAGGGGCAUAGCCAAGAGUGACCACCACUUCUUAUGGAUGGUUAGAGAUUCGGAAGAGUGCAAACUUCCAGCCAAUUUCAAGUCUGAAAUAUCAGAAAAAGGUCUAAUUGUCAACUGGUGUCCUCAACUUGAAGUUUUGGCACAUCAAGCCUUGUCAUGUUUCAUGACACACUGCGGCUGGAAUUCGAUGCUUGAAGCACUGAUUUCGGGUGUGCCAAUGAUAGCUAUGCCACAGAUUGUUGAUCAAUUCACAAAUGCAAAGUUUGUCGCAGAUGUAUGGCAGACUGGGGUUCGAGUCAAGGCCAAUGACAAGGGAAUUGUUACUAGAGAAGAAAUUUCAAUGUCCGUAAAGGCAGUUACUGAGGGCGAGAGCGCAAAGGAAUUCAGAAGAAAUGCUGAGAAGUGGAAGGAACUGGCACAAGAGGCUGUACACCAAGGUGGAAGUUCUCAUAACAACAUUGAUGAGUUCGUUUCACAAGUUUUGAGCGUCUAGUUAAUUUCAUUUAGCUACAAAAUCAGGUCACGUGAAAGCCUCAUAAGCAUCUAUGGCAGACAAUAGUAUUAUAUUGUUGAUUCAAUCAAUUGAUGCAAACCUGUCAUGCUUGUGUACGAGAAUAAUAGAAAAUUAAUAAAGUUUAUUGGAUUAAUCGUG